Messenger RNA from Punctularia strigosozonata HHB-11173 SS5, 1266 nucleotides. RefSeq lists its product as uncharacterized. Bases 1 to 1266 code for a protein of 421 amino acids. NCBI's taxonomy places the organism in Eukaryota, Fungi, Basidiomycota, Agaricomycetes, Corticiales, Punctulariaceae. The record is from RefSeq and is a predicted model, not a curated record. The transcript is spliced from 4 exons.
AUGGACACCGCUCCGUUCGACUGGGAUGUUUUCGACAAGAAAGCACAGCAAUUGGCUGACACGGAUCCCGUAUACGUGAACGCAAAGAGUGAUCCUUCGACUUUCCUCGCGGAUGAGCGCUUUCACUCCUCCUUCAUCUGCCCCCGGACCAAGAAACGCGUCACCUAUGCCGACAUAGGCUCGACAAGCGGAAAACCGGUUCUUUUCUUCCUCCAGAGUCAUUGCAGCCGAUGGGCUGCGAUUCCGCGGGACAUCGUAGCCACCGCCUCAGGGAUACGACUCAUUGCGAUGGAUAGACCCGGCUGCGGCGGGACGGAGGUUUGCGAGUUGCAUGAGCGAGUCUCCACGGCGUAUCAGAUGAUCCAAUCCUUGAUCGAGCAUUUGGAUCUCACAGACUUCGCUCUCCUAGCGUACUGCGCCGGAUUCAUCCACCUCCUUGAGUACCUUCGCACACACGCGGUGGAACUCGUGACCCGGCGAGCCAGAGUAGUGUUGCUCUCACCGUGGGUCCGAGGCAACCGUCUCUUACCGUUGAUUCCCAACUUCCUCCUGGAUUGCGAAGAGCCGUACUGUCGCUUGAAAUUCAAGGUCAAGGACUCUAUAUUCGAUGCCAAACAAUCUGUGAAGAAGAGGAUUCGCCGAACUCGCGAAUUGUGCCGUACGGCAGCCAGCCGUGAUGAAGGCGGAGGAAAGGCAUCUGCAGUUAUCGAGCAGGACUGGGUCAAGGUGUUCUACUCUUUUGAGAAGGGUACUCCGGCGCGUGUUGCUUGGCAAUGGACCAUGGUGGAAGAGCAGGACCUUUCUCCCGAAUUUCACCUGUGCAUCGGCAAAUCAUUACCUGUUGAACACUUCGGCGAUGAGACGACGGGUGUCACAUGCACGGUGGGAUCCAAGGAGUGGAUGGAGUGGUGCCUGAGAGAGGUCGAGCGUAAGGUGCGGGAAUCAGGCAAAAACGCGCCUACCGACGUGGACGGUACGGAUCGGAAGAUUGCAGUGUUCGUUUGGUGGGGCGAGGAUGAUUGGUACAUGGGCAAGUCUGAGCGAGACUACCUGCGCGAUUUGUUCAGAACCGAUCCCAUCUCCAGUGUUUUCAAAUACAAUGAUUGGGAAAACUGGGGAGAUCAUUACGCACCCUUCGGCAACCUGUGUUAUUUCAGCGAAGCAUUGCACGUGGCUCGAACGGGAGUGGGACCAGAAAAUCCAGGUGACAGUGGUGAUGAUGCAACGAGCGACGAGAAAACCCCUGGUGAUACGGUUCCGGAGUAA